Linnemannia hyalina is the source of this 3195-nucleotide messenger RNA. The record is from the annotation of a GenBank genome assembly. NCBI's taxonomy places the organism in Eukaryota, Fungi, Mortierellomycota, Mortierellomycetes, Mortierellales, Mortierellaceae.
AUGAGUAUUUCUUUCAAUGGCGUCCAUCUGGAGUCCGACCACCACUUCGAAGAUGACAGCCACCUCGAAGACGACCACGUCGACGACGGCAGCAAGGAGCACACCCAACUCCUGCAGCAAGACAGCAGAGACACUUUGAAGGCCAGCAACCGACGCAAUGGCAAUAGGAGUAUGGCCCAUUCCUUAUAUGCGUCGCCCAAACACCCUGUCUCCCAGCGGAGGCAGGCUUCUGUCCCCGGGUCUCCCAUUCACGAUGAGCCCCACAGCAGCAGCAGUCGAGCGGCAGCACCGCUGUUCAUGAACAACGUUGCCGGAUUGUGGGACAACGAUGCGAUCCAAGACCACCACCAGGACGAAACUGAUGGAAGCACAUUCGCGGUGCCUUCGAGAAAACCGUCUCUGUCAGAUUCUCAAUCACUACCCCCUCCAUCGUUCACAGAACCGGCCUCGGUUGCGUCCAGUCUAACAUUGACCCCUAUCAGUACACCUGCAACAGAGCCCAAGAAACGACGGUGGGGACCAAAGUCCCAGAAGGCUGCAGCAGUGGAACCAGUCGUCCCUGAGGAAGUGGCGAUCAAGGAGUUGGUUUCGACAACAGACGCACCAUUAGACACAGGAGCAUUAACACUCACCGAAGACAUUGCAGAACCUCUGUUCAGCCCGCUCUCAUACGAGUCUCCCUCGACAACGGCGGCUGUAGCGAUCUCAUCGACACCCAACUCUGGACAAUCAUCACCAGAGCAGAACAAGAUCUCUCAGACUGGCGCCUCGAGUGCUUUUGGGCUGUCAGCACUCUCAGGGACAGGAAGAGGUCUGGUGUCUGGUUUGACGUCCCUCAAGAACUCGAUCAUGAUUCCGGCCUUGCCGUCGACGUCUUCUUCAGCGACACCGACAAAUGGGAAUAGCAGGGGUGAUAGAACUCCUGGGUCGUUGACGGGUUCUCAGAGCAGUUUGUUGGAAUUCUUGGAAGACUCUUCUCAGCCAUCUUUUAUGCAGCAUCAAGAGAAUUACAACCACCAUGGCCACCACACCACUCACCGCCACAAUCAACAGCAAACAUCAUCGAGGUCGUCAUCUACAGCAUCUUCAGUGGCAGGGUCGCCUUCUUUAUUCCGAAGCAUGUUUCUCCGUUCAGGGAACGACAGCGAGUACUUUUCAGGUAGAGACGCUGCCGGAUCGUCUAGUAUGUUCUUGGAGAGGAAGAAACCGUCGACCACUUCAACUCCUCACGACCGAUCCAGGAAGGAGAACCAUCAUCAUCGCCAUCACACACCCCGUCAUUCGACGUCUGGACUUUCCCCAGAAACCAAGAGCACAUCCCAUCUCCAACAACAGCAACUCGCCCAAAUGCAAUCGCGUAGGAAGCGCGUCGCCAGCCAAAACACCAGCGCGGCAACGCAGUCAUUAUCGACACACGAGCUGGAAUUACAGCAACAGAUGCAACGACAGAGCCAACUUUCGACACGCAAGAUUGAGCUCUGCAAGGAACUUUUGUCGCUUUACAGUCGGAGGAACAGCAGUGAGCAACGACAAGUGGAAGCGGUCAGGGCAGAGCGGUUCGAGGAAGCGGACGCGGCCACGACAGCGAUCGAUCAGGUUCAGGAGCGCAUCGCACAACUGGAAGGGAUCUACGCUGAUACGGACCGGUCGUUGUGGGAGUGCAAGAAGCGACAGGAUGAUCUGGGAAGAAAGAUUUGUGAGUUCCACCCUACGGUCUUGAAAGAGAUGGACGAUUUGCGCUUGAAGCGCGAGGCUGAGAGGGAGCACUUUGUGGCAGAGUUGAACCAACGACGGGAGAGCGAGGUUGCAGUCCUUCAGGGAGAGAGGGACGAGAUUGAGAAGGAUCGAAGUGACAUUGCGCUGGAGCAGGACUUUUUGGGCAAGAACCAGAGUGAGCUGAAGGAGCGGAUUGAUGAGGAGACGGGGAUCGAUCAGGAUGAACUAAACGUUUUGAAGGAGAAGCGUAAAGCCAAUAGGCAUGAGAUAGAAGAGUUGACAAGGCAGUUGGAGCAGCUGAAUCAGAAGGACAAGGAGUGGGCUUUCGAGAUUGCGACGGUUCAGCAGCGGAUUCGCACCACUGAGGAACAAUUCAGCGAAAAAUCCACGGAGGUCAUGCAGGACAAACAAAAGUUGGACCUUCGAAUCUCUGAUCUCCAGAAACGGAGCCAGCGUCUCGACCGUCAAGAGGCACAACUCCAAAUGAUGGUUGAGACUGCUGAAGGUGUCCUGGGCAAGGUCCAGAGUGAUGUCCAGGCGAUUGCUGCUCAGCAGGAGCAUUUGGAGACUGUCCGCAAGAUGUUUGGGGACGAGUUGGCGAUUAUUCAGAAGUUGCGGGUGGAGGAGGAGUGGUUUAGAGAGAAGGAGGCUGGGUGGAGUAUGCGUUCGAGUCGGUGGACUCAGGAUCUGGUAAAGCUGGAGGGCAGGAUCAAAAAGUUGACAGAUAAGGUUGCAGGGGAUCAGAGGGUUGUUGUUGAACUUGAGGAGGGCAUUAAAGGGUCGGAGAAGCGUGUCGGCCAGUCUGAAUCCCUCAAGGUUUUGGCUGUUCAACGUCGAGAUUUCAAGCAGGCUUCGCACUACUCGGGAGAGCUUGCCAAACUCCGCGAGACGAUGGCUCAACAACGAGAAGAGCUUGAGAGGCGUACAAGCGAGAUAACAUCUGGAUCGACGCAGAAAGAUCUGGCAGGAUUGCAAAAGGAGUACGACGCCCUGAAGGCCAACCAGAAGCAGGAGCAAUUGAAUCUGUUCAAGGAGAUCCAGGAAGUCACUACUAAGACGCUGGCUCAACUUUUGUCUGCCUGUUCAAAGAAGCCAAUAUCCAAUGGUUCUUCCACCACUACUGCCAUGGCUGCUGACAAAUCUGCUGUUGAUGCCAAGGAGGAGGAAGGAGGUAGCAAGAACACUGCGGCAGGAAAGUUGCUGGAAGAGUUGCAGUCCGAGAUCGAGAGUGUGCUGGAAGUUUCACGGAUACGAUAUGGACGCGAGACCACGGUGCCUCAGGGGGCGCUGGAUGGUAGUGCAGCUGCGGCAGUAUCAGCAGCAGUAGCAGGGACGACUGUACCGACUGCAGGCGGGGAUAGUUUUGUCGUUGGCAAGGAGGAGCAGAGGGCAGUAUUGGAGCGAGAUAUCCAGGCUGCUGUUGCAGAAGAGGACUAUGCUACUGCAGCCAAACUUCAGGAACGGCUAGAAGCACUGUAG